AUGGACAAGGGCAAGCUCAUCGAGCUGCUGGAGGCCAGCCAGAUCCCCGACACCCAGAGUGUCAAGGCGGUCACCGCUGAGCUCCAGAAGAACUAUCUCUCCAAGCCUGACUCGCUCCUGCUCUUGAUCGAUAUCGCCCUCACCCACGAUAACGGAGGUAUCCGUCAGCUCGCCGCCGUCCAGGCGGUCCGCAUCAGCGAGAAGCAUUGGCCCAAGGUCAAUGCUAGCCAGAAGGGCCUUGCUAAGAAGCAUGUCCUUGACGGCAUCGUCAAGGAGCCUAAUGCGAGCGCACGCCGCUCUCUCUCGCGCCUGCUUGCCAACGUCAUCACUCUCGAUCUCGAGAACAACGAGGGAGAGGAUGUCGUGCGCGACAUCAUCGCCCUGAACACCAAGGAUGAUGCCCCCUCCCGAGAGAUUGGCUCCUUCCUUGUUUACUGUCUUUUGGACACUGACCCUCUCCGUUUCACCGACCACAUCUCUCAGCUCUUCCAGCUCUUCAGCCAGACCAUCAACGAUCCUCAAAGCAAGGAUGUCUGCGUCAACACCAUCAGGUCCCUUGGCGCUCUUCUCAUCGUCAUCGAGCCCGAUGAGGAUGAGGCUUCCGUCGAGGCCAUCCAGGCUCUCUUCCCUCCAUGGUCCUUCAGUCCUUCCUCGCCUAUGACCCUCUCCAUGCUGAACAAGCACCUCAAGGACCUUGUUGAGUUCAUGAUGGAGAUUGCCGCCAACACCGAUAUUGAGGAGGAUGCCCGUUGCCAGGCCAUCGCCUUCCUCAGCCAAUGCGUGCACGCGCGCCGCAUGAAGAUCCAGGGCAUGAAGGAUAUUGGUGCCAAGCUCAUGACUACCAGUCUGAGGAUCGUCACCGAGGUGGAUGACGAGCUCAUCGACGACGACAUGGACGAGCUCACGCCCGUCAAAACCGCCCUCGCUCUCAUUGAUCAGCUCUCCACCGAUCUCCCUCCCCGUCAGGUCGUCAACCCUCUCCUUGACGACUUCCCUACCCUUGCUGCCCACCAGAACCCUGGGUUCAGGAAGGCUGCCAUCCUGGCUCUUGGCACCGCUGCUGAGGGUGCUCCUGACUUCAUCUCCACCCAACUCGCUCCCCUCCUCCCUGCCAUUGUUUCGCUCUUGAACGACGCCGAUGAGGGUCUUGGCGAGAUCUUCGAGGCUCUCCUCAAGAAUCUCCAGGCCGCCAGCCAGGAUGGUGGCAAGAGGAGCGUCAGCGUCGUUCGUGCCGUCUGCGGCGCUCUCAACGCCCUCGGCGUCGGCACUCUCGACAAGGAGGUGACCAAGACGUACGCUCAGAAGCUCCUCGCCCCUCUCGGCCAGCUUCUGACCCACGAGAACCUUACCGUCAAGGCCGCUGCUGCAGGUGCCAUCGGUGCCAUCGCCGCUUCUCUCGGCGAGGGCUUCACUCCUUACUUCAAGGACGUUCUUGCUGCCCUUGGCCAGUACGUCCACCUCACCGAGGGCGAAGAAGCUCUGUCUCUUCGCUCGGCCGUGUGCGACUCCAUGGGAUCCAUCGCCCAUGCCGUCGGCCCCGAGGCUUUCCAGCCCUACGUCAUUGACUUGAUGAAGGCCAGCGAGGAAGCUCUCAGCAUUGACAACGCCCGCCUCAAGGAGACCAGCUUCCUCCUCUGGGGUGAGCUGGCCAAGAUCUACGGCUCCCAGUUUGAUGCCUUCCUCCCCGGUGUCUUCAAGGGGCUUCUUACCACCCUCGAGAUCGAGGAGGAGGAGAUCUCGCUAGACGGAAUCGUCGAGGGCGCCUCUGAGGGCGAUGUCCUUGUUGUCGAUGGCAAGAAGCUCAAGCUAAAGAGGGGCGACGAUGACUCGUCCGACGACGACAACAUUGUGGACAUGGACGACGAUGACGCGUGGGGUGAUAUUGACGACUUCACUGGCGCUACCGCCAUUGCCCUCCAGCAGGAAGUUGCCAUCGAGGUCCUCGGUGAUGUCAUCUCUGAGUCGUGCAGCCUCGAUGACAUCAAGACUUACCUCGAGCCCACCCUCGAGAAGCUCAUGCCCUUCACUGACCACUCCUUUGAGGGCUGCCGAAAGUCUACUCUAUCUACGCUCUGGAGGACUUAUACCCGCGUCUGGAAGCUCCUAGAGAAGCAGCCCUGGAAGCCCGGCUUCCCCAAGGAUAACCCCAUGCCCGACCCGGCUCUUGCCCACAUUGCCAAGCUCGUUUGCCAGGCUACCCUCUCUUGCUGGGCUGACGAGGGCGAACGAUCUGUUGUAACGGCCAUUAACCAGUACUCGGCCGAGACUCUCAAGACCUGCGGUCCCGCUAUUCUUGCGGUCGAGGGUCUCGAGACCCAAAUGGUCACCGUCCUCGCCUCCCUCCUGACCCGCUCCCAUCCUUGCCAGCAAGACUUUGGUGAUGAGGAGGACCAGUCCAUCGAGGGUGGCACGUCGGAGUUUGACUGGCUCGUCAUCGACACCGCGAUGGACGUUGUCAUUGGCAUGGCGACCGCGAUGGGUCCCACCUUUAUCGAACACUGGAAGAUCUUCCAGAAGCCUAUUGUCAAGUUCGCCAGCUCCCAGGAAGAUCUUGAGAGGUCCACCGCGACGGGCACCCUCGCCGAGAUCCUCCUUCGCCGCCUCUCUGACAACGACCCCCUUACCAAGUCGAACGCUGCGUUUGCCAUCGGACAGCUCAUUAUCAGCUCUGAAGAUAACAACGUUCUGGGGCUGUAUGAGCAGGUUGUCACCAAGCUUGAGCCUGCCCUCGCCAUUACCGACUUGCGCAUGCAGGAUAACAUUUGCGGCUGCUUCUCCCGCAUGAUGAUGCGCAACCCUGAGCCGGCCGUCAUUGCCAAGCUUCUUCCCGAGGUUGUCAACAUUCUUCCCCUCAAGGAGGACUAUGAAGAGAAUGCCCCCAUCUAUCAGUGCAUCUUCCAACUCUAUGACGCCUCCAACCCCACUGUCCAGGAGCUGACUCCUCGCCUCGUCCCCGUUUUCAAGGCUGUUCUCGGCGAGCCUGAGGACCAGCUUGAUGACGAGACUCGGGAGAAGGUCAAGAAGAUUGCGCAACUCAUCCACCAGGCUCGACCGGAAUUGUUCCAAUGA
Messenger RNA from Parascedosporium putredinis, 3069 nucleotides. Lineage: Eukaryota; Fungi; Ascomycota; Sordariomycetes; Microascales; Microascaceae. The record is from the annotation of a GenBank genome assembly.